AACGCUGACCAUACGUUUUUAGCUAACUAAUGAUAUCGACGGCUCCAAGAGAAUUUAUUAAAUAAACGUAAUAAAAGUGAUUUAAACCAUAUAAAAAUAUUGAUAAAGUGCGCAUAAAUGAACAAUAUAGCAAUUAAUCAAUAAUUCAACGCUGAAAAUACGCAAAAAGUACGCAAAUUUUGCCACUGAAAAGUAGCAACGAAAAUACAAAAAAAAUUUUCGCUUGCCUCGCGUCGUCUACAGCAUAGUUUAGCAUUGGUAUUGGUGAGCAGGCAGGCAGGCCCACACACAUAUAAAGCGUGCGUGUGCGAGAGCGUAAAAGGUGCUCCGCUGGCAGUGAGCAUCGCGAGCAGCGAGUUUUUUGUGUGUUUGGUUCCAGUGUGUACAUGCCAUAUGAAAAUCGAGGAAAGCAAAGGACCAACUAGAGCUUUUUAUUGAGUUAUGAGUGUCGCUGCAAUGACUAUGGACGAUCAGAGACCCUUGAUGAACAGUUACGAUAAAAUGUCUACAAAAUAUGAUCAAAAUUUGCACAUGAUCAGCAACAAUAGCAGCAAUAGCAACAGCAACAGUAACAGCAACAGCAACAGCAAUAGCGGCACCGGCGGCGUGGCUGCUGGUGGUGUUGGUGGGGGUAGCGCUGGUGUUGGCGCAGUUAAUAAUAUGGGCCCGUCUGGCCCGGCAUCGCCGACGCCGUCUGGCUUCGAAGAGUUGCCAACGUCGCAGCAGCAACAGCAGCAGCAGCCGCAUCAUCAUCAUCACCAUCAUCAUCAUCAUCAUACGACAUCAACGCAAGCGCAACAAACACAGGAGCAACAGCAACAGCAACAGCAGCAACAACAGCAUCGACACCACCAUCACCCACAACCAGAACAGCAACAACAACAACAACAACCGCAGCAGCAACAGCAGCAACAACAACAACAACAACAUGAUGCCGCUGUUGCCGAAGCUGCCGCCGCAGCAGAACAGCGUCGUUUGCUCGAAGAUGAAAUCGAGAGCCUCAAGUUGGAGCAGACGCGUCUGGGACUGCAAUGCGCCGACGCACAGCGACGCGAAAAGAUUCUCAUGCGGCGUCUGGCCAACAAAGAGCAAGAGUUUCAGGAUUAUGUGAGUCAAAUUGCGGAGUACAAGGCACAGCAGGCGCCCACAGCCUUAGCCUUGCGCACGGCUCUACUCGAUCCGGCUGUAAAUUUGCUCUUUGAGCGUCUCAAAAAGGAGCUAAAAGCCACCAAGGCUAAGCUGGAGGAGACGCAAAAUGAACUUUCCGCUUGGAAAUUUACGCCGGACUCAAAUACGGGUAAACGCCUCAUGGCCAAGUGCCGUCUAUUGUAUCAGGAAAACGAAGAGCUGGGCAAGAUGACAUCCAAUGGGCGACUAGCAAAGCUAGAGACUGAAUUGGCAAUGCAAAAAAGCUUUAGCGAGGAGGUCAAGAAAUCUCAGUCAGAGCUCGAUGACUUUCUGCAGGAGAUCGAUGAGGAUGUGGAGGGCAUGCAAAGCACUAUAUUGUUUUUGCAGCAAGAAUUAAAGACAACGCGUGAUCGCAUACAGACGCUAGAAAAGGAAAAUACGCAACUUCGACAGGCCAGCAGUGGCAACAGUCCAAAGGAGAGCAUUGACAAUGCGACAACAACACCGACGCCAGCCACAAAUGGGCAAAGCAGCAACAACAACCCGUUUCAACAGUCCAUCAGCAGCAGUAGCAGCGGCCCCAAAUUGGAGACCAUUGAAGAGAAUGCCUGCCUGGAGACAACAGUUAGCACAGCAAUAACAACAACACACCCUGCUGAUUAUUUUAACGGAAACAACAACAACAACAACGAACAACAGACUGUGGCCCCAGAGCUCAUCAUGCCAGCCGACGAAGGCAGCAAUAGCAAUGGCAGCAAAAAUGGAGCAGCCGCUGCGCGUUUGGCGCGCAAACGCAACUACGAAGAGGAGAGCGCCACGUUAACGUGCGUACAGGAGACGGCUACGGUGCCCGUCAUGCGUGAGGUUAGUGCUCCACGUACGCUACCACCGAAAAAGUCGAAGCUGCGCGGCAUAUCCACGCGACGCAGCUCACAGCUGGAGGGCGAGCAGAGUCUUGGUCUGAUCACACCGACGCCCCUGGUACUGGACAAUGCGGUAGCUGGCAUGGCCAGCGAGGAAUUCGCAGCAGCUAUGACGGCUGCAAAUGUUUUGGAUCCACCGGUUCCACUCAUUGCGGAGGCCAUCACCGAAGGCACACCAGCAGGACCAGCACGCAUUCUGACGCGACGUCGCUCCGUGCGCAUGCAACAAAACGGCGGCAGCAGCAUUGACUACUGAGGCAGCAGCAGAAGCAGCGGCAAUGGACUUUUAAAAGGAGCGUGCUAAUAUUGCAAAUUCUGGUAGCAGAUGAUUAAAUUUAGAUGACUUUGUCAGGUCGCUAUAUCUGCUAAUGCCUAAUACUAAUUCGUUAAUUUUUUACGUUUACUUUGUGAAUUGAGAUUCAAGCGAGACUUGCGGUUAAUCUAUAUAUCUGAUUAUAUAUACAUAAUUAUUAUUUUUUUUUUCUCCAUUUUAUACAUUUGUACUGUACAAUACGUUUGUAGUUCUGUUUUUGCACACGCAUGCAACAUACUUAUAUACAACACACUAAUUAUCCUUAGUAGAAGUCACUGAUAUACAUAAAUACAUACAAGACAUAUGUAUGCAUAUAUAAAUGUAGUAUAUACAACUAUAUAAUAUUUUAACAAUUAUGAACGCUACAAAUUAUCUGCGUGAGAUAACAAAAUUUCAUCCACAAUUACAUAAUAGAAUUUAUACAUAUUUUAAAUGGCAGUUGAAAAGCUAAAAAAGAUCGAACCCUAAAUCGUCGUCUAGCUAAAUUAGUUUUUAAUUUUAAAAUUAAGUCAUUUUUUAUAAUACGAAAAAAGUUGUGUAAAAUAAUAUAACCUAUGUUAAAAUAAAUUGUUAAGCGUAA
Molecule: messenger RNA, 2944 nt
Organism: Drosophila virilis
Lineage: Eukaryota; Metazoa; Arthropoda; Insecta; Diptera; Drosophilidae
Gene: fl(2)d
Product: female lethal d
Biological process (GO): regulation of alternative mRNA splicing, via spliceosome
Cellular component (GO): nucleus
Source: RefSeq, a predicted model, not a curated record